Messenger RNA from Dermacentor andersoni, 2925 nucleotides. Its product is annotated as nuclear distribution protein nudE-like 1. Gene Ontology annotation, biological process: establishment of mitotic spindle orientation; chromosome segregation; cell migration. Gene Ontology annotation, cellular component: centrosome; kinesin complex; kinetochore. The record is from RefSeq and is a predicted model, not a curated record. Gene Ontology annotation, molecular function: microtubule binding. NCBI's taxonomy places the organism in Eukaryota, Metazoa, Arthropoda, Arachnida, Ixodida, Ixodidae.
GGCCGUUCAUACCUGGAUCUGGUGAAAAGUACGCACGCUCCAACAAUGUCUGUCUGCAGUCGUCGGUUUCUUUUGUGAGGGCUGUGAGGUUUCAAGCUAUUUGGGAUUGUGAUCCGGCCUUUGUGCGGCCGAGGUACUUUGUCGUGCCAUCGUCGGAUGCCCGACUGCUACUAGAAGGAGCAAAGCGCCUGUCGGUGAUCUCGCGAGAGGAGCCUCUGCUUGACGCAGGAGAAGCCAUGGAGACUAGGGCAGGGCUCUGACUCUCAUCGUCUGCUGCUGGGUUGUCCUGCUGCCACCACCACCAUGGCAGUGGAAGGGGACACAGAGCCAACAUUCAAGAGCCUGCAGGAUGAGGCAGCCUUCUAUCGAGAGCAAGCUGUCCAGUACGAGGCCAAGUGGCGAGAGGCCCAGCUGGAAUUGGAAGAGUUCCAGGCCAGCAGCCGAGACCUGGAGGCAGAGCUCGAGACCCAGCUGAAGCAGUACGAGGCCUCCAACCGGGAGCUCAGGGCGAUGAUCACACGGCUGCAGGUUGACAACGAGGGACUGCAGGAGAAGCUUCAACAGAGCAAGCAGGAGGGUGCACGGCAGGUGCACGACUUGCAGGCUCAGCUGGAGGAGGUCACUGCCUCCCGCGAGGAGAUGCACAGCUACAUCCGCGAGCUGGAGCAGUCCAAUGAUGACCUGGAGCGCGCCAAGCGGGCAACUGUGGCAUCCUUGGAGGAAUUUGAGUCCAAGCUGAACCAGGCUAUUGAGCGCAACGCCUUCCUCGAGAGUGAGUUGGACGAGAAGGAGGCUAUGAGCUUCAUGGUGCAGCGGCUCAAAGACGAGGCACGAGACCUGAAGCAAGAGCUGAUGAUCCAGCAGAGCGUGCACAAGGAGCAGACGACAUCCUUUGUUCCCGACGCUCCAUCGCCACUGGUGCAGCGCCGGGAGUCCAUGGGAUGCGCCCCUCUGAUCCCACCCAGGGCCCAAGCAAGCAGCUGCAUCCCAGGGAUAGCCGACUCCAACCGGCUUGCCACGGAUGGGGCAGCCAGAGCAGCAGCGGCCAGUAACGGGGCACCCCAGCAGCCACCGCCGGGUGUGUGCUCAUCUGGCCAGACGCCACUGACGCCCUCGGCACGGGUCUCGGCCCUCAACAUUGUCGGCGACCUCCUGCGCAAAGUUGGCACGAUGGUAACGGUGGCUGCCACGACACCACGUCGACGCCAGGGUGACACGUCUGCCAACAAGAACUUGUUUGCAUCACCCCGCACCGAUCGGCCUUGCAACAACUAGAGACCCCCUUGCUUCUGUUGUAUUCUUCCAGUCUUUACCCUUAUUUCACUGUUCUGAUGGUGUGCUUUAGGAAUGUUUUUUUCGGGCAACCACUUUUGCAGAUGUUUCACUUUCACGAGGCCAAACGAGCCCACGUAUAUAACCAACAGCAUUUAUAGUACUUUGCCAAGCUCGCUAUCUUUGCACAGAGCCAAGAGCACUGUUGGCCAUAUACUUUGACGCAUCCAGUGCCAAUUCUUGCAAAAUCUCGCAAAAGUGAAACUAUUUCCAAAAGUGAUGGCAGUAAAUACCACCCCUAUUCUGUGCAAAUGUUUCUCUCGAUGCAUUGAAUGAUAAUUGAAGCAGCCUUCUGGAAUGGAAUAUGGUUUCACACACGUCAGUCCUUCUGAUUAUCAAAGCAUCAGCAAGUCCAUCUAGAUACGUAGCUUCCUAGCUAACCACACACAGUUCGUCUAUACCGUCUAUCUACUGUCCCUGCCACACAUUAUUGUACGUACUUGGUCCAUUGUUAUGCUCAAUUUACAUCAGUGACUGUGCAUCUAAUAUUUCUUCCACCACUCGUCUAUUUGUAGACAAUUCUUGUUUCAAUAAAUUUCAAGCUAUUGCAAAAGUAGGGACAGCUGGGCGAGUUGGCUGACGUGACGUCCUGAGCAGCUGGCUCACAGGAAGGGCAUUAUUUAAGCACAGCAUUGUAGUCCAUGAAAAACUAAAGGGCAACUCGUAAAACUUGCAAAAUGCCAUCGCAGCUUUAAAAAAAUACAUUGCAUGCCAAAAAUUGGAUACAUCAGGUAAACUUUUCUUGAGCCCUAAUGAUUUGAGAUACCAACGUUGUGUGCAAGGAUUAGGGAAAGCAUUCGUCUCAGUGUAAUGACAGGACACCGGAACUCUUGCCUGAGUUAUGCAAAGUAUUCAUAUAAUUAGAGGCAAAAAAUGUCAGAAGUCUUUUAUGAAAAUGUUGCCCAGCAUUGCUAGUGACCACAAAUGGCUUCAUGUUAUUGCACCUUGUCAGAAUCUGUUGGAUAUUUCAUUGAAAUGAUCCAUGCUCAGGAACAUUUGCACCAAGCCUCUCUGACAUAAUUUCAGUUUACUUUUUUUUUUCACGCUGUCACACAAUGAGUCACAACCCAGUGAAGCUGUCAGUAUUGCUGAUUCUCAUCAGUGUAUUGUUUGGCAAUGUUACGGUCACAGAUUGCAUACCUGCCAGAUUUAAGUACAAUGGUAUAUCAUUUGCUGCAUAAAUUUCUCACUCUUAAUGCUGUUUUACGUACCUAUAAACCUAUUAGUCUCGCUGGCAGUGUUCUUAAAAAUAUGUGACUCGGCAUUUGUUAUCGAGAAUCUUCUACUUAUGUGUUCAGCUGCCAUUGGGUGAUAUUUUUAAAAACAAUUUUCACAUCUUUUUCUGGUAAAACAGUUUAUUUUUUGUUGUGGUGCACUUAGCAUGGUGUGCUUGCCAAGUAUGUGUCUUUUGUCAUGGCUUGCACAAUGAAUGUAUGCUAAUGAUGCAGUAGUUUUGGAAAAUGAGCAUGUAAUUAUUUGAUCAGCACUUUGAUCAGCAGAAUGAGGCUUUGCACAGGCUCUGGUCAUGCAUGCCUACACAUGUGAGCCUUCAAAAACGCAUAUACAAUAAACCUAGCAGAGCUGCAACACUCA